Mesocricetus auratus (golden hamster) is the source of this 2056-nucleotide messenger RNA. RefSeq names its product bone morphogenetic protein 8A-like. The record is from RefSeq and is a predicted model, not a curated record. Gene Ontology annotation, molecular function: cytokine activity; growth factor activity. The transcript has 7 exons. Gene Ontology annotation, cellular component: extracellular region. NCBI's taxonomy places the organism in Eukaryota, Metazoa, Chordata, Mammalia, Rodentia, Cricetidae. Gene Ontology annotation, biological process: SMAD protein signal transduction. The coding region runs from base 196 to 1389 and encodes 397 amino acids.
UCAUGCUCCUGACACUCGCGGGUCAGCGCCCCGCGCCCACGGUUGCUCUGCCGUCCUACAGGCGCGGCGAUCGCCUGCCAAGCGCGUGGUGCGCAGUCACUGCGGAGCUACCAGCGACAGGUGCAAACUCACGGGAUCCUCUGCGACGUCUGGUCUUCGGCGUCGGGAAGUCGCUGGAUGCGAGUCCGCUGAGCCAUGCGUCCUGGGCUCCUCUGGCUGCUGGGCUUGGCUCUGUGCUCUCUAGGCGAUGGCCACAGCCCGCGUCCUCCGUACGUCUUUCCCCAGCGUCGCUUGGGAGUACACGAGCGCCGAGACAUGCAGCGAGAGAUCUUGGCGGUGCUCGGACUGCCUGAGCUGCCCCGACCUCGUGCGCGCCCCGCCGCCUCGCGGCAGCCAGCAUCCGCGCCCCUUUUCAUGUUGGACCUGUACCACGCCGUGGCUGAUAAUGACAACAGUGGGCCCUCUCCACCUCACUUGGGGCGCUCCGACCUGGUGAUGAGCUUCGUCAACAUGGUGGAACAUGACCAUACCCUGGACUACCAGGAGCCACACUGGAAGGAAUUCCUCUUUGACCUAACCCAGAUCCCUGCUGGGGAGGCUGUCACGGCUGCUGAGUUCCGGAUAUACAAAGAGCCCAGCACCCACCCGCUCAACACAACCCUCCAUGUCAGCAUGUUCGAGGUGGUCCAGGAGCACUCCAACAGGGAGUCUGACUUGUUCUUUUUGGAUCUUCAGACGCUCCGAUCUGGGGACGAGGGCUGGCUGGUGCUGGACGUCACUGCAGCCAGUGACCGCUGGUUGCUGAACCAUAACAAGGACCUGGGACUCCGCCUCUAUGUGGAAACCGAGGAUGGGCACAGCAUGGAUCCUGGCCUGGCUGGUCUGCUGGGACAACAAGCACCACGAUCUAGACAGCCUUUCAUGGUUGGCUUCUUCAGGGUCAGCCAGAGCCCUGUUCGGAUGCCUCGGGCACUGAGGCCACUGAAAAAGAGGCAGCUAAAUAAAGCCGUCCAGAAGCAGUAUGCCAACAAACAUGCAGGGAUCUUUGAUGAUGGUCACGGCUCCCGAGGCAGAGAUGUUUGCCGUAGGCAUGAACUCUACGUCAGCUUCCGGGACCUGGGCUGGCUGGACUCGGUCAUUGCCCCCCAAGGCUACUCAGCCUAUUACUGUGCUGGAGAGUGCAACUACCCAAUGAACUCCUCCAUGAACUCUACCAAUCAUGCCAACAUGCAAGCCCUGGUACACCUGACGAAGCCAGAGGUUGUUCCCAAGGUGUGCUGUGUGCCCACCGAGCUGAGUGCCAUUUCUGUGCUCUACUAUGACAGAAGCAACAAUGUCAUCCUGCGCAAGGAACGUAACAUGGUAGUCCAGGCCUGUGGCUGCCACUGAGUCAACAGCCUGCUGCCAUUGCCAUUUAUCUGGUCAGCCCCUCUGACCAGGAAACAAGUAGACCCUAUUCUCAGAUCCAAGGCCAAGGUGGAAGGUAGGGUUUUCAACUCUUAUGUCCAUGGUCUGCCCUCUUUCACAGGCGUGGCUCUCUCCUGGCUCCUGUCCCCUACCUCUGUCCAAGGGUAGGAAGAUGGACCUGGUUACAAUCCUGGUGUCCUGAGUCCCCAAGCAGCAGCCCAUCUCUGCCCCUCCCCCAGAGGUAUCUAUCGAAUGUCCUCUGGGAUUGGCACAGACGUCUAAUUUACCCAACUAUUCAUGAUGACUACUGGCCCAGCCUGACUGGAAUCUGGAAAACUAGCUGGACCUUGGGCUCUUUAGUUGCCACCACAAGUCUUAGGUAUGUGUAGACAUGACCAACUCCCUCCAGAGAUUUCUGGAGAAGAGUUGGAAGACUAAGGCAGAAUUAUCAUGAGUUCAAGGCCAGUCUAAGAUAUGUAUCAAGACCUUUCAAAAGAACAAAAAUGCAGCCAAACAAAACCCUAGUGUGUUUAUGGAUCUCAGUCACAAAACUUCUGGCCACAGACAGGUGUAGGAGAUCAGAUGAUGAAAAAUCUGUUGUGAAUUUGACAUCUGGAUUCAGCCAUUGCCAUUAAAGGAAAUACCAGCA